GUCGUAGGCAAGUUCUGGCUCCAGUCCAGCCAGCUCUCUGCCCUUUGCUAAGCCCGACGGACGCCACCUCCACUGUCUCCACGCUCGGCCACUGGACAGAAACGAGGGGCAGCCACAAUGCGGCUCUUCUUCACCUUGUGCCUGAUACUCCUCAGUCCUCGGGUUGCCAGCCUUGGCCGUGACCACUCCCGUGAGUGGAGAAACAGGGCCAAGGAGCUCCCUGGAGCUGCCAUGGGGUCUGCCAGGAGCAGGGACUUUGCCUUCAACCUCUACAGGGCUUUGGUUUCAGCUGACCCUGGCCAGAACAUCUUCUUCUCCCCGCUAAGCAUCUCCACAUCCCUGGCCAUGCUCUCCCUGGGGGCCCGCUCCCACACGAAGACACAGAUCCUGGAGGGCUUGGGCCUCAACCCCCAGAAAACCCCAGAGGAAAAGCUCCACAAGUCCUUCCAGCAGCUUCUGCAGGAGCUCAGCCGGCCCAGGGACGGCCUCCAGCUGAGCCUCGGCAACGCCCUGUUCACGGACCCGCAGGUGAGCAUUCAGGACACCUUCCUGAGUGCCAUGAAGGCGCUGUACCUGGCGGACAGUUUCCCCAGCAACUUUGGGGACCCCGUGGGGGCCAAGAAGCAGAUCAAUGAUUACGUGGCAAAGGAAACGAAGGGCAAGAUCGUGGACUUGGUUAAGGACCUUGAUAGUAACUCGAUCAUGGUCAUGGUGAAUUACAUUUUCUUUAAAGCUAAAUGGGAGACAAGCUUCAACAGCAAAGACACCCAGGAGAAGGACUUCCACGUGAGUGCAGAGACGGUGGUGCAGGUGCCCAUGAUGAGCCAAGAGGAUGUCUACUACUGCCUCCAGGACCGCGCCCUCUCCUGCGUGGUGGUGGGCAUCCCCUACCAAGGCAACACCACUGCUCUGUUCAUUCUCCCCAACGUGGGCUCCAUGGAGCAAGUGGAGAAUGGACUGAACGAGAAAGUGCUGCGGAAGUGGUUCAAGAUAUUCAGAAGGAGUCAGCUCCGGCUUUACCUUCCCAAGUUCUCCAUUGCGGGCUCCUAUCAGCUGGAGAAAGUCCUCCCCAAGCUAGGGAUCCAUGAGGUCUUCACCUCCCAAGCUGACCUGAGUGGCAUCACCAACCAUACAAACAUCCAGGUUUCUGAGAUGGUGCACAAAGCCAUGGUGGAGGUGGAUGAGUCGGGAACCAAAUCAGCCGCAGCCACAGGGACGGUCAUCAUGUUAAGGUCAGCCCAUAUGACCUUUCCCAGGAUUGUGUUCGACAGGCCCUUCCUGGUGAUGAUUGUGGAAGACAGCACCAAGAACAUCCUCUUCCUUGGCAAAGUGACUCACCCCUGAGGUCUUCUGAAAGACCACAGGCUUCCAUGAUGGGAGAUGGGGGAGCCCAUGCCCUGUCUGUCUGCUGGUAGCUAGUGAUGUCCAUGGGUUUGGUUGACUAAUGACAAGUCACGACAAACAAUAACACUGAUGUGCUGAUGAGUGCUUCUUUUCAAUCUCAAGACACAAGUGCCCUUGGAGAACAUCCAAUCUUGCCCUCACCUUUUCAUCAAUGGGGAGUAGCAUUGAGGCUCAGAGAGGGUGCGUGAUUUGCCCAAGGUCACAGAGCAUAUUAGUGGCAGAGAGAGGCCCAGAGCUCAGGCCCCUGAUGCCCAAGCCACUGCCACAUAGGAGGAGGGUUGUCCCAUAAAUGAAAAGGCCACCAGGAAGCCUAUCUCCAAGCCUGAUACCCUGUCCGUCAGCAAUAGUCAAUUCAUCAUGGAUCUGAAAGAACACUUGAAUGAGUUCGAGGAAACAGGCCUCUGUCCCAGCCCUAGCCAGCUGUGUGACAUUGGUAACAUUGUCCUUCUCUGGACCUCAUCUCCCAGGUUCACAAGGAAGGGUCAGGGCAAGGGGCCAUCCAAGGGUUCUUAUGGCAUCAAAACUAAAUGGAUCCUUGAAAUCAUAUAGAAAGGCUGAGGUGUGCCCUGCCAAUCACAGCUGAUUUCAAUACACUCAAGUACCAUUUGUUCUCUAAGAAAUACAAGUGGGCAGCAGGCAGAGAUGGUUCAUGGCAGGACCACGCGGACGCCAUCCUGAGCGUUAAGUACAAUCUCACAGGCCUGGUGGGGUGAGGGAGGAUGAACAGAGACCUGCCGCAAAUCAUAGUGUCGAUUGACAGCACUAAUGACUAACUUUUUGGAUUUUAGUGUUGGCAGUAAAAAUAAAGCAUUUUGCAAACCCAAGCGUCAUUGUCCUUGUGGAGACACCUCUGUGAAUGGUGACAUUAUUAGCUUACAGUGCUCUAGACUUGGUGCUGGGGGCUUCACCUAGAUGGGCCCACUUAGGACCAGUUGCCGUUGAAUCAGGGCUCUGGGUGGUGCAAACUGUUUGCACUCAACUACUAAUCUAAAUGUUGGUGGUUCAGACCCACUCCGUGGUACCACAGAAGAAAGACCUGGCCAUCUGCUUCCAUAAAGAUUACAGCCAAGAAAACACUAUGGAGCAGUUCUACUCUGUAACACAUGGGGUCACCACGAGCUGGAAUCCACUCGAUGGCAAUAGGCUUGGUUUUGGUUUGGCCACUGAAUGAACUCUGACUCAGGGUGAUCCCAUGUGUGUCGCAGGAGAACUAUGCUCUAUAGGGUUUUCUUUUUUAUUGAACUUUAGAUGAGGGUUUACAGAACUAGUUUCUCAUCAAACAAUUAGUAAACACAUUGCUGUAUGACAUUGGUUAACAACCCCACAACAUGUCAACACUUUCCCUUCUCAACCCUGGGUUCCCUAUUACCAGCUUUCCUGUUCCCUCCUGCCUUCCAGUCCCUGCCCCAGGGCUGGUGUGCCCCUUUAGUCUUGU
Loxodonta africana (African savanna elephant) is the source of this 2839-nucleotide messenger RNA. It is a transcript of the gene SERPINA5, whose product is annotated as serpin family A member 5. NCBI's taxonomy places the organism in Eukaryota, Metazoa, Chordata, Mammalia, Proboscidea, Elephantidae. Bases 118 to 1344 code for a protein of 408 amino acids. Gene Ontology annotation, molecular function: serine-type endopeptidase inhibitor activity. The transcript is spliced from 5 exons. Gene Ontology annotation, biological process: negative regulation of endopeptidase activity. The record is from RefSeq and is a predicted model, not a curated record.